UGAAUGUUUUAUAGUUCAGAGGUUUUGUCAGUGUGUGAUUUAUCAGGAUAAACUGCACAUGAGGAAGUCAAUGGCUGAAUCUUCAUCACCAACAAAAGGCGGAAGAAGGAGAAGAAUGGAUAAAUCAGCUUCAUUUUCUCGUGACUCCAGCAGUCUCCUGUCUGAAGAUCAGCUGCAGUGUUCGAUCUGUCUGGAUGUGUUCACUGAUCCAGUCACCACUCCAUGUGGACACAACUUCUGCAAGAGCUGCCUUACACAGUGCUGGGAGAAGAGUCAACACUGUCACUGUCCAUUAUGUAAAGAGAAAUUCACCAAGAGACCUGAACUGAAGAUUAAUACAACACUGAGAGAGGUUACAGAUCACUUCAAGAGGAAAAGUGGCCAAGACAAACCUGAGGUUCUUUGUGAUGCCUGCACUGGAGAGAAGCUGAAGGCCCUGAAAUCCUGUCUGGAUUGUGGACUGACUCUCUGUAAAACCCAUUUAGAGCCACAUAAUAAUAUUCCCAAACUUAAGAAACACAAACUAAUAAACCCUGUGAAGAACCUGGAGGACUACAUAUGCCAGAAACAUGAGAGAGCUCUGGAGCUGUUCUGUAGAGAUGAUCAGACGUGUGUGUGUAAGUUCUGCACUGAAGGAGACCACAAGAAUCACAACACUGUUCCUAUUGAGGAGGAGAGCAGAGCGAGGAAGACACAGCUGGGGAAAACACAGACAGAUGUGCAGCAGAUGAUUCAGGACCGACUGAAGAAGAUCCAAGUGAUCAAACACUCAGUAGAUGUCAGCAAAAGAAGCACAGAGAAAGAGAAAGCAGACAGUGUUGUAGUCUUCACUGCUCUGAUUCGCUCCAUUGAGAGAAGUCAGGCUGAGCUGCUCAAGGUGAUGGAGGAGAAGCAGAAAGCAGCAGAGAGGCAGGCUGAAGGACUCAUUAAAGAGCUGGAGCAGGAAAUCACUGUGCUAAAGAGGAGAGACACUGAGCUGGAGCAGCUCUCACACACUGAGGAGCAUCUCCACCUCCUUCAGAUUUACUCCUCCAUGUGCAGCCCUCCACACACCAAGAACUGGACUGAGAUCAGUAUUAACACUGAUCUGAGUGGGGACACUGUGAGGACAGCUCUGUCUCAGCUUCAGAAGACUCUGAAUAAGAAACUCACUAAAACACUCAAUGACAAGUUAAAGGAAACAGAACUGAAGAGGAUUCAGCAGUAUGCAGUGGAUGUGACUCUGGAUCCUGAUACAGCUCAUUCAUAUCUCAUCCUGUCUGCUGAUGGAAAACAAGUGACACAUGGAGACACAGAACAGGAUCUCCCUGAUACACCACAGAGGUUUAAUUCAUGUGUUAAUGUUCUGGGAAAGCAGAGUUUCUCCUCAGGGAGAUUGUAUUAUGAGGUGCAGGUCAGAGGAAAAACUAAGUGGACAUUAGGAGUCGCAAGAGAGAACAUUAACAGGAAGGGGAAGAUUACACUGAGACCUCAGAAUGGAUUCUGGACUGUGCGGCUGAGGAAUGAGAAUCAGUAUACGGCUCUUGCUGGUUCCCCUGUCCCCCUCACACUGAGAGAGAAGGUGGAGAAGGUGGGGGUGUUUGUGGAUUAUGAGGAGGGUCUGGUCUCCUUUUAUGAUGUGAAGUCCAGCUCUCAUAUCUACUCUUUCACUGGUCAGUCUUUCACUGAGAAACUCUAUCCUUACUUCAGUCCUUGUUCAAAUGCAGGAGGUAAAAAUUCAACACCACUGAUCAUCUGUAUUUAACACUGAAUGAAUUUUCACCUCACAGAUAUAAUCAUCUAUUAAAUGGUGAGAAUAAAAAUAAAUAUUACUUUUUUCUGGUAAAUUUUAGAAAUACAUAUUCCCUUUUAAAGUUCUGUACAGUUUAUUUUAAUACUUGUUUUUUUCACAUAAACAAAUUUAUUUUAAUCCUACAGUGUGUUUUUACACAUUAUGAUUGUGGAACUUUGUCACUAUAAAUCAAAUAUGAAUAAAGAUCAUUUACAGUUCACACUGAGUUUUAUUGCAGAAUUUAAUAUGAUCAAUAAAAUGUAUGAUGUUCA
This is a messenger RNA of Ictalurus punctatus (channel catfish), 2043 nucleotides long. Its product is annotated as E3 ubiquitin-protein ligase TRIM39. Gene Ontology annotation, molecular function: ubiquitin-protein transferase activity; zinc ion binding; protein binding. Gene Ontology annotation, biological process: protein ubiquitination. The coding region runs from base 59 to 1744 and encodes 561 amino acids. The record is from RefSeq and is a predicted model, not a curated record. Lineage: Eukaryota; Metazoa; Chordata; Actinopteri; Siluriformes; Ictaluridae. The transcript has 8 exons.